UCACCAGCUAGAACAAUCAUUAUACCAUCCCGCUCUAGUAAAACCGCCUCCAUACUAUGAAUCUAUGAUCCAGGUGGCGCCGGAGCCCCACUGUUGUGAACACUGCCAUUGCGGUGCACAUGUAACUCUUACCCCGCCACUGCCCGGCCUAACUACAUCGACUACAUCUUCUCUCUCCCUCCAGCCCUCAGCUACCAUCACUCCUCUUGGCCUUUCUCACUCCGCACUCUCCGAACUCCUUCUUCAGAAAUCCCUCUCUUUCGCCUCCUCUUUGCAUUAUGCACUCCCGCACAGCGUCCCACGCCGGCUCCUGGUACACCGCCGACAAGGCCGAACUCUCCCAGCAACUCGACACAUGGCUGGCUGCCGUCCCCAGCUCCACUACUCCCAUCGGCACAGUCUCGUCGCAGAAUGGUCCCGUAGCGAUACCUACGCCCGGCGCUAGAGCCAUCAUUGCACCGCAUGCUGGAUACUCAUAUUCCGGGCCUGCCGCUGCAUGGGCCUACAAGAGCAUAGAUUGGAGCAAGGCAGAACGAGUCUUCCUGCUCGGCCCUUCGCACCAUUACUACCUCCACGGCGCUGCCACGACGAGCUUCGACGCAUAUUCGACACCUCUGGGCCCUCUGCGCAUAGACACAGAGUUGGUAGAGAAGCUAGCAAAAGACCUAGACCUGAUGCACAUGUCCACUCUGGUCGACGAGGCAGAGCACAGCCUGGAGAUGCAUCUGCCCUACAUCUACAAGAUGCUGUCAUUACACUUCUCCCCCUCCUCCAUGCCACCCCUCGUCCCCAUCAUGGUCGGCAGCACGUCGCCCUCCACCGAACGCUUCCUCGGCGCCCGCCUCGCCCCCUACCUCCGCGACCCGGGCAACGUCUUCGUCAUCAGCUCCGACUUCUGCCACUGGGGCUCCCGCUUCCGAUACACCUACUACCUCUCGCCAAAAGAGGACGGUGUCGCCGAAGAAGAAGAGGAGGAGGAGGAAGAAGGAGAAGACCAUAGACCCAUCCACCUCCGAUCCGACACUCAAGUGUCACGCUCGCGCCCCAUACACGAGUCCAUCGCCCUCGUCGACCAGGAGAGCAUGGACGCCGUCGAAUCGGGCAAGCACGACGUCUUCCUCGCGCAGCUGGAGCGCACGGGGAACACGGUGUGCGGCCGGCAUCCGAUUGGCGUCUUCAUGGCGGCAGUCGAGCGGGCCGAGGUCGUGGAUCGCGAGGGGAAGGGCGACGCAGAGUCUGGCCGCGGGAGGUUCCGGUUCGUACGGUAUGAGCGGAGUUCGUUGGUGGAGAGGGUGCGGGAUAGUAGUGUGAGUUAUUGCAGUGCAUUUGCGGUGCUGUGAGUGCUGGAGGACUGUCGGAGAGGAUAUAGACGGUUACAACUUUGCAAACAACGGAUAGACAUCCUUAAUAAUGAUAUCUCAACUGCAAUUCAUGUGGCGACCAGAGAGAAGAGAGUGAAGAAGGAAGGGAGCAGCCCAACAGGGUGCUACUCACUAAUUAUCCAUAAUCUUUAAGCUGCAUCUAUCUCUCUGCUUCAUCAUUAGUUGGGAAGAAAAGG
Messenger RNA from Westerdykella ornata, 1558 nucleotides. Its product is annotated as UPF0103-domain-containing protein. The record is from RefSeq and is a predicted model, not a curated record. Bases 279 to 1340 code for a protein of 353 amino acids. Lineage: Eukaryota; Fungi; Ascomycota; Dothideomycetes; Pleosporales; Sporormiaceae. The transcript is spliced from 4 exons.